Messenger RNA from Vicia villosa (hairy vetch), 3288 nucleotides. RefSeq lists its product as uncharacterized. The transcript is spliced from 5 exons. The record is from RefSeq and is a predicted model, not a curated record. The coding region runs from base 1 to 3288 and encodes 1095 amino acids. Lineage: Eukaryota; Viridiplantae; Streptophyta; Magnoliopsida; Fabales; Fabaceae.
AUGGAAGACGAUAUUGUUGAUGAUCAAGAGUGGCAAGAAGAGGUUGCUGUUCUACGCUCCGGUAUUGAAAUAUUAACUUCCAUGGUUCAAGACUUGGUGGCUGCUCAAAAUCCGCCACUAACCCAAGCUCAGACUACUGUGAUCUCCGAGAUAGAGACUGCUCAGAUUCCUGCAAUUCCUGUGACGAAUCCUACGACCACUAGACCAUAUGGGAUAGAUAUGAACUUCCAAUUGGCUGGACAACAGAUUCCUGUUCCACAUACAAUAAUUCCUCAAGCUAUUAUGACUGCUACUCCUGCUAUUGUAAACACUGUUCCUCUUCACAACGAACAGAUCUUCCAUGGUGCUCCUUCUGAAGGUAUGGGGAGGUUGGAAGAAUUUGAAGACCAAUUUCUUGAAAUGCAAAAAGAGAUCAAGGCCCUUAGAGGAAAAGAUCUAUUUGGAAAGGAAGUGAAUGAUUUAUGCUUGGUUCUGAAUGUCAGAGUUCCGCCUAAGUUCAGACUCCCAGAAUUUGAGAAAUACAAAGGGAAUUCCUGUCCUCACAGUCAUCUGAUCAUUACUCACAUCCGUACUUUCCACGACUUGGGUGAAGCUUUUAUCAGACAAUACAAGUAUAAUAUUGAUAUGGCACCAGACAGAGAUCAACUCCGCGCUAUGUCCCAAAAAGAAAAAGAUUCCUUCAAAGAGUACGUGCAAAGAUGGCGUAAACUAGCUGCUCAAAUCAUUCCUCCCAUGGAAGAGAAAGAAAUGACCAAGGUGUUCCUUAAAACACUAAGCACAUUUUAUUACGUGAAGAUGGUAGCAAGCGCUCCCAAUGACUCUACUGAAAUAGUAAACAUGGGGAUGCGGCUUGAAGAAGGUAUCCGAGAAGGUGGCCUAAUCAAAGAAGCCGGUUCAUCACUAGCUAGUGGUGGCGUCAAAAGAUUUGGUGGUAACUUUGCCAAAAAGAAAGAAGAAACUGUCGAUGCCAUUUCAAGAGGAAGAAAAAGACGAUAUCAACCACAACAAAUUGCUGUUGUGACUCCAGUUGUUAGCCAAGCUCCACCUCAGAAUGUGCAGAAGCCUCAGCCUCAACAGCCUCGACAACAGGCUCCUCAACAAAAUCAGAAAAGGAAGUAUCCGCCUUUUGAUCCUAUUCUGAUGACUUAUACGAAAUUACUUCCUUUUCUUCUUCAAAAGAACCUAGUUCAACUGAGGGAUCCUCCUCCUCCUCCUGCUAAUCCACCAUUUUGGUACAAGGUGGACGCCCGCUGUGCUUUUCACAAGAAUGCUUCAGGUCAUACUGUGGAAAAUUGUUACCCUCUCAUGAGUGAAGUACACAAACUGGUCCGAAACAACAUGCUCACCUUCAAGGAUGUUAAUCCCAAUGUUCAAAAUAAUCCACUACCUAACCAUGGGACUGUCAAUGCAAUACAUACUCAAUUUGGUUACGAAUACUUACAUGAUGUUCGUGAAUCAACUCGAUCUUUGGUACAAAUGCACAUUGUAUUCUGUGGACUUAACUAUUUUCCUCCUCAUAAUUAUAGUGUUUGUUCAGUUUGUUUAGACUCCAUUCAAGGGUGUGAAACUGUGAUCAAUGAUCUUCAGAAGCUGUUGGAUAGAGGAGUCAUCAGUAUAUCAAGAAGGAAAAGAAGUGAAGAUUCUCAUUCUGUUAAUAUGGUGCAUGGAUGCCCUGGGAGGUACCAAGUAUGGGAUAUUCGUUUCAUCAGAGAACCAUUGGUCCUAAUGCACAUAAGACUAUGUUGGUUGGCUUUCUUUCAACAUGAUCAUAAUGCCUGUAAAAUAUGUUCUGUGAAUCCUCGAGGCUGUCGUCAAGUCAAGAGAGAAAUUCAGAAGAUGUUGGAUGAAAGGACUCUCCACAUUACUUAUGAAAGAGAUGAUGACAUUAAUAUGGUAACUGCUGAGUUCCCGGUCCCCGAAAUUGUGGAGAUAUCUUAUGAUAGUCAAAACAUGACUGUUGUUUCUCUCAUAAUUCAAAUGCCAAAGCCAUUUCCUUACAACUCAAGUACUACUGUUCCUUGGAGAUAUGGUACUACCAUCAUAACAGGGGAAGAAGAAGUUAAUCCUGAACCUGAGUCAACUGUUGUGAACAUUGCUGAUGUAAGCCAUAUGACUCGAAGCGGUCGUUUAUUUGCACCAAUUCCUCCUAAGCCAAUUAGUUUGUCUGUACAAGUUCCUCCUCCGAAGGACGUGCCUAGGGAAGGACCUGUUAUCCCUAAACCCGUCUUUGAAACUAAAGAUGAUGAUGCAGAAGAAUUUCUGAACCUAAUCAAGAAGAGCGACUACAAGGUGGUUGACCAACUCCUUCAGACACAAUCAAAGAUAUCCCUGUUGGCCUUAUUGGUACACUUAAAAGCUCACCGGAAUGCACUAAUGAAUGUUCUGAAGCAAGCUUACAUUGAGCAAGAUGCCACCCUUGAGCAGUUUGAUAAUGUUGUUUCCAACAUCACCGUCAACAAUGUGUUGAGCUUUAGUAGAGAAGAACUUCCCCCGGAAGGACUGGAGCACAAUCAUGCCCGCACCGUGAUUGGAGAAGUUGAUCUUCCUAUCCGCAUCGGACCUCAAGAUUUUGAAAUCACUUUUCAGAUAAUGGAUAUCUACCCCGCUUACAGCUAUUUGUUGAGAAGACCCUGGAUCCAUAGUGCUGGAGCUGUUACAUCCACUCUCCACCAGAUGCUGAAGUUUGCUAUAAAAGAUAAGUUGAUUACUGUUUAUGGAGAACAAACUAUGUUCAAAGAUGCCCAACGAGUGGUAGCCCAAGGAUCUUAUGAAGGCUGGGGGCAAGUUAUUGAACUUCCUACCAACAAGAACAAAAGUGGUCUAGGAUUCACAUCCCAGAAGUUAAAAGGAAAAGAAUCUGAGUAUGGAAGCUGUAGCAAGACUCUGCACGAGACUUUUCAAAGUGUUGGCUACAUUAACCCAGAUCAACAAAACAUAGCUGCUAUCAUUGAAGAUGUUCCAGAAUGUUCAAGCUUCGUGACGCGUAGAAAGGACAACUCCAACUGGACUUCCGUCAACAUCUCUUCUGUUGUUCACGAGUCUAAAUUAUCUCUUGAUAAACCCGCUGAAAACAAUGAUCCUAGGCCCUCUCCCAAAUUUGAAUACCAUGUGUAUGAAGCUGAAGAAGAGAGUAAUGAAGAGAUCCCUAAAGAGAUCACCCGUCUACUUGAGCACGAGGAAAAGAUUAUUGAGCUGCACAAAGAGCCUUUGGAAGUAAUCAAUUUAGGUACUGAAAAAGAGAAAAGAGAAGUGCGAAUUGGGGCAUUGUUAGAAACAAGCGUCAAAUAG